This is a messenger RNA of Balearica regulorum gibbericeps (East African grey crowned-crane), 2994 nucleotides long. NCBI's taxonomy places the organism in Eukaryota, Metazoa, Chordata, Aves, Gruiformes, Gruidae. The record is from RefSeq and is a predicted model, not a curated record.
AUGACUUCGUCAGAUAAGGAGUUUCCAGAAGAUAGCAGCUUUUCGCCAAAGGCCAGCACCAGCAAGCUGCCAACGGAUGCGUCUCCUGACUCAAAAUGCCCUAUCUGCUUGGAUAGAUUUGACAAUGUUGCGUAUCUCGAUCGCUGCUUGCACAGAUUCUGUUUUCGCUGUGUCCAGGAGUGGUCAAAAAACAAAGCAGAAUGCCCUCUUUGCAAGCAACCUUUCUUUUCUAUUUUCCAUACAAUUCGUGCUGAAGAUGACUUUAAGGAAUAUGUACUCAGCCCUUCAGAAAACAGCUCUUUUGCCAGCCCUGAUGGCCAGAGAUUUCGUUACCGUACCACCUUAACAGGGGAACGCCGCACUGUGAGCUCCUCUUCCCGAAGGACGCUGUCCCCUCCAGACAAUGGGAUAUUAUUUGAAGGGUUGUCCAGUGAGCCAGUGCGGCAGAGAGAUGGAGAGAUUCAGCAGAUGAUAAGCAGGCUGGCCUCGAGGAGGCAGGCUAGCGCAGAGGGCAGAUCUCUUCGGCAGAUUCAGGAGGAGGACAUGAUCAACUUCCGCAGAGCUCUGUACCGUACUGGUGUGCGUAUUCGUAGUAUUCAGGAUGGCGGCCGCUAUCGAGACAUUUCAGCAGAGUUCUUCCGCCACAACCCUGCUUGCCUUCACAGGUUGGUUCCGUGGCUGAAGCGAGAACUUACAGUCCUGUUUGGUGCCCAUGGAUCUCUGGUUAACAUUGUACAGCACAUUAUCAUGAGCAAUGUGACUAGGUUCGAUCUGGAAAGUCAGGCCUUUGCUGACGAUUUAAAGCCAUUUUUGCUGAAUCGGACUGAACACUUCUUACAUGAAUUCAUCAGUUUUGCUCGUUGUCCUUUUAACUUAGAAGCAUAUGAUCAACAUGCCAAUUAUGACUGUCCUGCACCAUCAUAUGAUGAAGGAAGCCACUCAGACUCGUCAAUUAUUACAAUAUCUCCAGAUGUGGCGUAUUCUCAAGGGCCAGAUAACAGUUUGUCUGUGACUGGUCUUGAUCAUGCACCCUGGGAUGAUGAAACUCCAGGGCCUUCCUAUUCCAUUUCAGAAGAGGUUCGUACAACCAUAGCUUCUCCUCUGGAGACGUCCGAAAGUUCUGAUGACGGCUCUGCUCCAAAGAGUCGAAGAACCAAACUGCAAACUCGGUUACAGGCUAAUGGUGACUCAAACGACAGUGACUCUUCCUCAGACAAUUGUGUUAUUGUUGGCUAUGUUAAGCCAUUAGCUGAGAGGACCCCAGAAGUGGUUGAGCUGUCCUCGGACUCUGAGGAGUCCAUCAGGGAAGAGAAAAGGGAAACUGUGAAGAAACAGCAGCCAAUCCAGUGCCGCAGCUGGAGUGAUAGUGAACCAAGCAGGAGUUUCUCGCCACAUUCCCCAACAUAUAAGGAGGGUAUAGGUAGUUGUAGAAGCCUCGUAUCUCCAAUUGAGAAGACAGAGUCAAAAGACGGUAACAAGAACAAAUGUAAGGUAAAAGGUCUGUCUCAUCGUGACUUGAGCUGGAGCCCCUCUCCAGGGAGUGACACACUAUGCUCCCCUUGGAAUCACAGAUUGUCUAGAAAAGGAAAGUCCCGGAGCCCACAGGCCUGUUCACGGUACAGUCGAGGCAGUCAUGGCCAUCGGUCUAGGAGGGAGCAUCGCAGCAAACACCAAUUUAAGAGGAGACGAUCGAGAAGCAGAGACAGUAGCAAACAUAGGAGCAAAAGAAGCGGCAGGAAGUCGAGGGGUCAUGACACCAGAGCCUCUCUAAAAAGCCAGAGGGGCUCUCUGAGUCAUGAGAGCACUCCAUCCCGAGAAGUAAGCAGAUCACGAUCACGUAGCAAAGGCCAUGGCAAAAGGAGAUCAAGAAGUAGAGACAGCGAUCGUUAUUAUGUGAGAGACAAUUAUCAAAGCAAAUAUCAGUGGGGUUAUGCUUUCUGUAGUCGAAAGGUGUUUGGAGAUGGCUAUGAAUCCUCCAGCAGGAGGAGGACUCAGUCUAAUGCUCUUUAUUCAAGGCAGUCUGCUAGUCCAGAGUACAGGAUACGAUCAUUUAUUGAAAGGACAGAUCCGCACAGCCAGAAGGGACUCCAUGAGAGACAGUAUUACUGUUACGAAAGAUGCAGGUCAAGGAGUCGAUCAAGCAACAGGUCAAGGACUCCUUCUGGAGGAACUGACAGGAUGAAAAGUGAAAAGCCUGGUGGAAAAAGGAAGUACAAAACUCGCCACUUGGAGAGCGCGUUCACAGAGACCACAAGUCUAGAAAGAGAAAAUGACCCCAAGAAAACAUCCUCAAAAUUCAGUGACUGCUACAGAAGUGAAGAUAGCCUUUCAGACAAUCGAGCAAGCAGUGAGACAAAGCGUAAGAAAAAGAGAAAAAAGAUGAGGAGUCCAAGUGUGGAGAUAGUCUAUGAAGGAAAAGCAACAGACGCAACAAGGCAUCUUAAAAAGAAAAAGAAAAAACACAAGAAGAAACACCGGAAGCACCAUACGAGUAACUUGGCACAUUCUUCUCCAGUGGUGAUUACAAUUGAUAGUGAUAGUAGCAAGGAGCCAGAAAGUACUGAAUGUGACAGCAGUAUUACUUGGAUGGGCAGAACUCAGAUAAAUGAGAGGGAAAACGAGUCUCCAUCUUCUUUUCUGGGAAGGACAGGAUGUGAAGAUGUUUACAAAGUUGGUGAGGAAACUGGAGGAGCAGCCGAGAAGUACAGUGUUCCUACCCGAAAGGGAGACUUAGAUGGUGACAUGAGAAAUGCUGAUGUCGAACUUCGAGAAACCGCAGCUGAUCGAAGUCUUAGCAUAGUGGAUACCAGCAGUAACACCCCUCACACAGAAACCAGCUACGUUCAAGAAGCACCAGCAGCGCCUUCCAGUCAACUGCCUUCCCCCAGGAUUUCCUUCCUAGAGUGUCCAGAGAGACAGCCAUUGACACUAAGACUGCCAAAGGGACUUGUCAACAGAUCCUCUUGGUUUGACUUCCCAGAAGAAAAAAUGUAG